CCUUUACUCAUCAAUGCUCGCACGUCUCCCAAGUAUUUAGCACAAAUUGAAAUUGGAUUCCUUUUUUUUCACUGUCGACAAAGAAAAAAAGCAUGUGGUGUGUUGUGAUGUCAAUUCAAUCAUACAACUAGCUUUGGAUUUAGGAGAAGUGAACAUUCGCUAUCGAUCAUGUCACUGUAAAAACGUUUACGGAAUAUGGCCGUGUCCCUGUUUUCUUUAUAAUAUCAAUCAGUUCAUCCAUCUCCGUUUAUGGAUUUAGGGAACAACUCAAUUCAUGGAUUUUAAUUUUCUCUGGGAACUCAAUCGAGACAAGGUCCAUAGUGAGGGACCUUUUUUGAGUUUUGAAUUUUGUCUUGAUCGUGUGUAGAGUGUAGUUCAUAUUUCAGCUGUUGAAAGACCCAAGAAAGGAAAAGAAAACGAAUUGUUUGUUUUUUGGGAUUUUUGAACUGGUCAUAAACGGUUGCCUGCGCAGCACUAAUUGACUUUCGAGGCAUUACUCACUGGUGGCUUCAGAAAGGAAUUGCACCACAGAUCUAGGCUUUUUGUUAGAGAGAACCCAGCAAGACAACAAGCAUAUUAGAGCACCUGAUUGCAUUGCAAAACGAGGGAGUGCAUUGAAAUCCAGUGAGGUACUAUGGUAGGUUGAUGCUAUAUGUGAUGAAGAAUACUGCUAGUUUGAAGGUGAAAUGGAGAGUGGUGCAGGCAUCACAAAUGAGAGGCUUGCCGUGGUACUCAAAGAUCCAUCAUGCUUUGGCCAAUUCCGGAAUGGUUCCAAUCCCUGGAUGGCCAGAUAUGUUUAUGGCUUGGUCUUUCUGUUUUCCAAUCUGCUAGCUUGGGCUGCAAGGGACUAUGGCCGUGGUGCCUCAGUGACAUUGGAAAAACUGAAAGUGUGUGCGGGAAAAUCUGACUGUUCGGGUGCUGAAGGAGUUCUGCGUGUGAGCUUGGGAUGCUUUAUAUUUUACAUAAUAAUGUUUCUUUCUACUGUUGGUACCUCAAAGUUGCAUGGCCGCAGAGAUGCAUGGCAUUCUGGAUGGUGGACCGCUAAGAUUGUCUUGUGGAUUUCCUUGACAAUUAUCACAUUUUUGGUGCCCUCUGCUUUUUUCCAAAUUUAUGGAGAGAUUGCACAUUUUGGUGCUGGGGUCUUUCUCCUAAUUCAGCUAAUAAGUGUAAUCAGUUUUAUUCGAUGGCUGAAUGAUUGUUGCCAAUCUGAAAAGAAUGCAGUAAGAUGCCACAUCAAUGUGAUGCUAGUUGCAACUACUUCAUAUGUAGUAUGCAUACUUGGGGUCAUUCUAAUGUACAUUUGGUAUACACCAGAGCCGUCUUGUUUACUUAACAUUUUCUUCAUCACUUGGACUCUGGUACUGCUCCAGCUCAUGACCAGCGUUUCUCUCCAUCCCAAAGUGAAUGCUGGCUUUUUGACUCCAGGGCUCAUGGGGCUUUACGUUGUAUUCCUCUGCUGGUGUGCCAUCAGGAGUGAACCAGCAGGAGAAAGUUGCAACAGGAAGGCAGAAGCUUCAAGAAGAACAGACUGGCUAACCAUUAUAAGCUUUAUUGUUGCACUGCUUGCUAUUGUUAUAGCCACAUUUUCUACAGGCAUUGAUUCUCAAUGCUUUCAGUUCAGGAAGGGGGACACGCAGGAUGAGGAUGAUGUUCCAUAUGGUUAUGGCUUUUUCCACUUUGUUUUUGCCACAGGAGCAAUGUACUUCGCGAUGCUAUUGAUUGGCUGGAAUACUCAUCACAUCAUUCAGAAGUGGACCAUUGACGUGGGUUGGACCAGUGCUUGGGUGAGAAUAGUGAACGAAUGGCUCGCAGUUUGUGUUUACUUAUGGAUGCUGGUGGCUCCAAUACUAAUGAAGAUCAGACGAACAGCAGAACCUGUUUAAGACACACCAAGGCUCUCCAAAUCAUUUUUCAAUUGCUCCUUUCAUCUGUUAUCCAUAUGGUAAUCAAACGAUUGGAGAUAGAAGACAUUGUGGUAUACUGAUCAAGAUACCAUGCUAUAGCAACGCAUAGCACAUCUACUGACGGACCUGAUUUAUUCCUUUUCUUCUUCUUCUUUUUAUUGUUGUAAUCUGACAUUGCAGAAAAGGGAGAGGGAGAUUCAUAUAAUUCUGUUUAACUCUUGGGAAAAUGAUAUUUGUGAUUUGUGAAUAUGCUACUGAAGAGCGUAUCUUACAAGAACAGGAGUGUAGUUUCCUUCUUGUGC
Populus nigra (black poplar) is the source of this 2206-nucleotide messenger RNA. RefSeq lists its product as uncharacterized. Bases 687 to 1883 code for a protein of 398 amino acids. The transcript has 14 exons. Gene Ontology annotation, cellular component: membrane. The record is from RefSeq and is a predicted model, not a curated record. NCBI's taxonomy places the organism in Eukaryota, Viridiplantae, Streptophyta, Magnoliopsida, Malpighiales, Salicaceae.